Messenger RNA from Pseudophryne corroboree (corroboree frog), 9543 nucleotides. RefSeq names its product ATP binding cassette subfamily D member 1 (gene ABCD1). Gene Ontology annotation, molecular function: ABC-type transporter activity; ATP binding; long-chain fatty acid transmembrane transporter activity. The record is from RefSeq and is a predicted model, not a curated record. Lineage: Eukaryota; Metazoa; Chordata; Amphibia; Anura; Myobatrachidae. The coding region runs from base 714 to 2948 and encodes 744 amino acids. The transcript has 10 exons. Gene Ontology annotation, cellular component: peroxisomal membrane. Gene Ontology annotation, biological process: peroxisome organization; fatty acid beta-oxidation; long-chain fatty acid import into peroxisome.
CCAGCCUGUCAGCGCUUCCUCUCCGGCUGUCAGCUGCUUCUAUGGGAGUGGUCUGUCGCCGGCUCCGGCAGCCUGUACUAACCGUUACCAGCAGUAGCAGAAGCAGAAAUCUUGGGGACUGUCAGAGACGGGAAGUGACACCUGAGGCUCGGGAUCCGGGCACCUCCUGGUGAGGCUCCCAUAGCAAGCAGGAGGUCGACAGGGGUCAGGUAACCCAGCAGACACACACAUACCAAGCACUACUUGUUGCCCUAUUAUGUACUUACUCAUGUAAAUACACAACAUGCCGAGUACACACAGCUAUUAGCAGGCAUACAUGUGUGCAGGUGACAGCACUUCCUACAUAUAGCACUGCACACGUUUGUGGUUCUUGAUAUUACAUGCAUGCAUGCCUGUCUACAUACAUGUGACCUUAGACUUGCCUGCAUCCUGUUGUGUUGCUUCUUGAGGUACUGUAUAUCUUGCAGCCUACUUCAAAGGAAAAUAAAAUAGAUAUAUACAUUUCUGGUGUGCAUGUUAAUGUACAUGUGCUUAGACACAAAUACAGUGCAGUCAUACAACAGCACACAGAUGCGAGGACUGGAUACACAGGCACAGGGGUGGUUCUCUCCUGGGAAAUCAUGUGUACGCCCCUGUGUACUAAUAUUAGCAGUAAUCUAGUUUAGCCAGGGAAUGCUCCACUCACACAACUGUAAGAUACACGUGUAGUAAUCAUGAUUCAGGUGUGCCCGUCCCCUGUCACCCGUGCUGCGGUCCUGAAGCGGGUGGCUGCGCUUGCGUUGGCAGCCUAUGGUGCCCGGCGGCUGUACCCGGUGCUGAGACGUCUCUGCUUUCAGCAGCACAAGUAUAAGAACUCAAAUGGACUCCAGGAUAGCAAAGGAGCCCUGUCUCCCGUCUCUUCUUCAUCUACUUAUGAAAGGACUGGGGUAAAUAGGGUGUUCUUCAAGAGGCUUGCCCGCCUGCUAAAGCUCCUGUUCCCAAAGCUGGCCUGCAAGGAGUUUGGGCUACUGGUCUUGCACUCUGCUGCUUUGAUCUCCAGGACAUUUCUUUCGGUGUAUGUGGCUCAGCUGGAUGGCCGUUUGACCCGUUGCAUUGUGAAGAAGCGGCCAGCCAGUUUUAUGUUUCAGCUGCUGAAAUGGCUGCUUAUUGCCUUGCCUGCUACUUUCAUCAACAGUGCCAUACGUUACCUUGAGGGUCAGCUCAGUUUGGCUUUCCGUACCCGCUUAGUGACUCAUGCUUACCAGAUGUAUUUUGGCAAUCAGACUUACUACAGAGUCAGCAACAUGGAUGGACGGCUACGAAACCCCGACCAGUCUUUGACCGAAGAUGUAGUGGCUUUCGCCAACUCUGUGGCCCAUCUGUAUUCCAACCUGACCAAACCUGUGUUGGAUGUAAUAGUUACCACGUACACAUUGAUAAGUUCGGCUAAGACCAAGGGAGCCGAUACAGGAUGGCCCUCUGCCAUUGCAGGGCUUGUAGUGAUCAUUACGGCCAAGGUUCUGAAGAGCUGCUCACCUAAGUUUGGGAAACUGGUAGCUGAGGAGGCCAGAAGGAAAGGAGAACUUCGCUACAUGCACUCAAGAGUGGUCGCCAACUCGGAAGAGAUUGCCUUCUAUGGAGGUCACAAGAUAGAAAUGUCCCUUCUGCAGCAAUGCUACAAGGACUUGUCCUCGCAGAUAAACAUCAUCCUGCUGGAGAGGCUGUGGUAUGUGAUGCUGGAACAGUUCCUGAUGAAAUACGUGUGGAGCGCGUCAGGCCUUGUCAUGGUAGCAGUACCCAUCAUCACAGCCACUGGCUACUCAAGGCAUGAUUCAGAGGAAGUGAAAAAAGCAGCGAUGGCAAAGAAGGAAGAGGAUCUAGUAAGUGAACGUGCUGAGGCCUUCACCACAGCAAGGAAUCUUCUGACUGCUGCGGCCGACGCCAUAGAGAGAGUGAUGUCUUCUUAUAAAGAGGUAACUGAGCUGGCUGGCUACACGGCACGAGUCCAUGAUAUGUUCGAAGUGUUCCAGGAUGUGCAGAAAGGUGUCUACAAACGCACGGGAGAACUGGAAGAAGUGGAUGCCAAGAACAAAGAUGUUAUCCAGCAUGGGAUUCGCAUUGAAGGGCCCCUUGAGAUAAAAGGGCAAGUGGUGGAUGUAGAGAACGGAAUCAUAUGUGAGAAUAUCCCCAUUGUCACUCCCACAGGCGACGUGGUAGUUGCAAGCCUCAAUAUUCGGGUAGAGGAGGGAAUGCACCUUCUCAUCACAGGGCCUAAUGGCUGUGGGAAAAGCUCAUUGUUUCGUAUCCUGGGAGGUCUGUGGCCUGCAUAUAGCGGUGUGUUGUACAAGCCCCUUCCCCAACACAUGUUUUACAUACCCCAGAGGCCUUACAUGUCUGUGGGCACCCUCCGAGAUCAGGUCAUUUACCCUGACACAGCGGGGGACAUGAGGAUGAAAGGAUUCUGUGACAAGCAUCUGGAGGCCAUCCUGAACAUUGUGAACCUGUACUAUCUGGUGCAGAGAGAGGGAGGCUGGGACUCUGUGAGUGACUGGAAAGACGUUCUCUCUGGUGGCGAGAAGCAGCGCGUAGGAAUGGCUCGCAUGUUUUAUCACAAACCAAAAUACGCCCUGCUGGAUGAGUGCACAAGUGCUGUAAGCAUUGACGUGGAGGGCAAGAUCUUCCAAGCUGCAAAGGAUGCUGGGAUUGCUCUGCUGUCCAUCACUCACAGGCCCUCUCUUUGGAAAUACCACACUCAUGUGCUGCAGUUCGAUGGGGAAGGUGGUUGGAAGUUUGAGAAGCUGGACACCGCCGCCCGCCUCUCCCUCACAGAGGAGAAGCAACGCUUAGAGCAGCAGUUAGCCGGAGUCCCAGAAAUGCAGCAGAGGCUCAGUGAGCUUUGCCAGAUACUGGGAGAGGAUUCCGAUGUGACCGGCAGUGAAGUCAGCCAGUCCACUGAGCUGUCUGUGUAAUGGCCCCACCACCCAGAGCUGUACUAGGGUGUCACUGUGUAUCCUGCCCGUAGUCACCAGAAACACCACUAUCUGUUGGGUUGGAGAUAUUACCCAGAAUCCUUUUUGGGUUUUUUUCAGGAAAUACAAUGUUUUACUGCAGUGCUGAUGCACGAUCUCACAGAAACUCCUUUGUUCAGCCGAAUGAUCUAUAAAACUUUGCAAUGCAGACCACCCUGGUAGCCAAGGAGUCAACACACACUUCUCUGUCACUGGAGACCCAAGCUCCGAUUCAGAACGGAUUGUGGUCCCCCUGCGGGCUGUGUCAGCUCUAGGCAGGAGUCAUUUCUGUUCUUUAGAAAAUGUUAACGUUUUGUGGUUUCAACCCAGCAAAUGUGAAGGAGGUGAAAGUUAAGGAGGAGGUGGGGUGGGGCAUCUUGCUUUGCAAUAUGUUUCUGUGUAUUACUAGUGUGCAACAACCAGCCCUCCCGAUUGUAAUGUCCCCAUUACCCCUUUCCUGACACUUCUGCACAAGGGAGAGGACCGCGGCAGUACUAUAUGACUACUGUGAUUGAUUAUUGAUGGCUUCCAGUUAGAGGUUAGCCAUUAUUCCUGGUAACCACAGAGGCUGCAGCAACUGUCUGUAUACACAGCGUAUAUGAGUAAAGUAGGAAAAAUAGCCCAUUUCACUUACAGCACCUGCUGUAACGUGAGUCAUAAGGAGGGAAAGUGUAUGUUUGCUAAGUAUCACUUCAUUUCCUUAAGGUAUUUUGUCAUUCAAAUAGGGUGAUUUUACAUAGUCAAAAUAAUUUUCCUUAUAUUUGGGGGAGAGGCCAUUGGCAUCUCGGCUAACAUCAUCUUAAUAAAUAGAUGUGCAGCCUUCGGCUAGUGUCGUAUUGCGCGGCUGUAGAAAAUGAUUGCAGUGGUUUUUCAGCUGUGUAGUAUUAUCUAAACAAAUUUAGUGUCCUUGCAGAAUUGCAUUGUGGGUUAGUUGUUAUAACAACCACUGGUAGUGCACGCCACAGAUGCGAAGUCCAUUUCUGGACUAUAGCAUUGCCAAUUAUCAAGAAUUUAGCUUAAAAGUGGAUAAAAACCUAUUGUAAUUAUUCCGGUUAAGAUGGUCAUGUCAAUAGGUUUAUAAUAGGUCUGAGAUCCCUGAAAGUCAUAAGGACUCCUGCGAGGAUCUGUUUUACCUCAGGUACAGUCCUUGCAUUGCUGUACACUGGUGAUAAUGGGAUUGCUGCCUCUGAGUGACACUAUAUGCAUGAGUUCCGAAGAGACGCAGCUGUGGCUUCAUUAAAAUACACUUAGGCGACGUUUCUUAGUACAAGUAAACUUUAUUGAUUAAAUAUCAACGCAUUGUUCAGACCGACUGCUAAUUCACUGUAUGACACCUUAACAAAAUUGAUACCUGCCCAUGUAUAGGCAGUUAAUAGGAAAGCCAUUAUUUUCUGUUAUCAGUUGUUUUGUGUCAGCAACGCUCCUUACAGUGGGCAAUGUAGUCUCUGAGAAGCCUGAGCUGACCUGCGCUCCUCAUUCACACCGAUUGCACCUUCAUGGAAAGUCACAGCAGCCAUACAUGCAAUCCAAUUUAUAAGUGUCUCAAUUUACAUAACUGCAUUUUUAUAACCAUUUUGUAAUCGGUAAAAAAGUUGUCUUUCUGCUUCAGAAAUGAAAUAAUAAGCAAACAAUAGAUGCUUGCCAUCUUGUACCCCACUGUUAUAAAAUAAUUAGAGCAGUCCUGUCACGUUCCCCGGAUUCAGUAAAAUGGAACCCCUAUAAUCAGUGCUUAGCAGCAUCAUUUAAUUUGAAAAUAUACUCUUAUUGUCCACUAGGAUUGUCAACAUCCCUUUCCCAUAUAUACUAGAACGAAUGAAACAGUGAUUUAGCACAAAAAAAAAGAAACCUUUUUAUUUUAGUGGCUUUUGAUCUUUUUUACUUGUUCAGCUGAGGUAAAAUUAAACAUCAGCUAUAAACUCCAAUGAGACUGCGUCCCCAUGUGGCCAAAUUAGAAUGAAAUAUUGUAGUAUGUUUGAAUGUUUUCCAUAAAAUUUGAAUGAAGUAUCUCUCGGAUGAUGUGAUACCAUUGUUUUACUUGGCAGGAAUGACAGUAUAUAUAUAUAUAUAUAUAUAUAUAUAUAUAUAUAUAUAUAUAUACUGUACGGAUUUUAUUAUGAAUGCAUCUUUCAGCAGUGUAACGCAAUUCUCGAGUCUAUUUUGAGGGUUUCAUUCAGCGCAGGGGUGAUGUGCCUUCACAUGUGUCUGCGUAUUAUAGUGAAUUCAUCCGGCUGCGAGUGUGGAAGCAUUGCCGAGCAGCACGGCGAGAUAUUAUCAAACCUUUCCUGACAGAUGUAUGUUUCACCUAAUCAUUUAAGCAGGAAAGAGUGACAGGCCCACACAUUCCCUCCGUGCUGUCGUGUGGCUGAGGGAAGUCAGGACUUGCACAGUUGUUCCUGUUAUGAUUUCACAAGUGACGUAACACCGGCGCAGCUGCUGAAAGACGUGAGGUAAAUUUACAUAUACCUCAUAAUGUCUGCAGUAUCUGAGCUAAAUGUACAAGUGAUGUCUGCUCGGAGAUUAGUCAUCUUUUCACAGCUUUGUGCCAGGCCGUGUAUCACUAUUUUAACAGGCCUGCAAAAGCAAACAUAGCCUGCACAGCUGUGAUGGAACAAGGGUAUUUGCACUUGCUGUAUUCAGGCCUGGUUUGGCAGAACCAAACAUUAAAGGUUGAAAGAGUGUGGAAUCAGGUGAUGGAGACGUUUUUCCUAGCAGCACCGUCAUUUAUAUCAGGGAUCGGGGGCAGGCAGCCCUCCAGAGUUUUCACAGGCGGGAAGCCCUGACAGCUAGUGAUUUUCCUAGUUUGUUCCUCCCGGUGGUGAUUCUGAUGUCACCAGGGGGCAAUGGGGCUAGCAGUUAACCCUUCAUUGGAUGAUGAUGUCUCUUUAAAUUAAGCAGCCAGGCACCCAUUAGACCAGGCCUUGCCAACCUGUGGCUCUCCAGCUGUUCUGAAACUACAAGUCCCAGCAUGCCUUGCCACAGUUCUGCUCUUAAUGAAUGCUGGAGCUGUGGCAGGGCAUGCUGGGAUGUGUAGUUUCACAACAGCUGGAGAGCCACAGGUUGGCCAGGCCUGCAUUAGACUAUGUUAAAGGGCUAUGUGAGCCCUUGGCCUAUUGGUCUGAUGAUAUAAAAUGGAGGAUACGCCAUAUGCUUUGGUAAUGAGGAAUGUGUGAUGUCACGUUACUGCAAAUCUAAGUCACAGUAUGUUUAAUGAGAUGAAAAGUCAUACAAAUAAAGAAAUAGAAAGCCAGCUAGUAAUAAUUAAUCAGUUAUAAUUGUUUUUUAAUAGUAGCUACAAUAUUCUUUUUUGUGUAAGCAGAGUAAUAUUUGCUUAUAGCCUGCAAAUGUAAUUGACUAUAUGGCCGUAGUUUACCCUGCCACCUACACAUUAUAAGCUAUAUUUAUUGGCUGAGCAAGGACAAAUAUGACCAUUUUAUCACUGAGAGAUUGAUGGUGAUGCUUCACAACAAAGGCAACCUUAUUGUGGGGGAGAUUUAUCAAAUCAUAUUGCCCUAUUGCCCCCAUACAUCUGCUGCCCCAUUUCCCUGUCCUGCAAUGAUCGGCAAUCCGUCAGGUAAAUGUAAUAUGUUCAAAAUCUCACAUUUGCCGAUCCCAGUCAUAUUUGGUCAGGACCAUGGAAUCAGGAUUUUUAAAUAUGUUUAAUAUUCCUGAUUCCCUGACAUAGCCGUCUGGAUCGGAACAUUGCCCCAAUAUAUCUGUCAUGUAUGGGGGCCAUUAGAGAGAGAUAAAGUACUAACCAAUCAGAUUCUGUCAGUUUCUUAGCACAGCCUGUAAAAUAACAGUUGGAAGCGGAUUGGUUGGUACUUUCUCUCACUCUCCAAGAUUUGAUCAGUCAGCCCCUGUGCCUGAACCAUUAUUCACAUGCAGUAUGUCGAUGAACUAGGAACCAACAAUGUCACUGAAAAAAUGAAUGUGAAAUAACCAGCUUCAUAAAUGACUGGUCAUAGGUGGCAGCCACACUGUAAUGUUAUCCACAAGAAAUUACCUUUACCAUUAGUGCCAAGACCACAUAACUGUGUGGAAAUCGUUACUUUUGUCCUUGGGCUGAGGUACAAUAAGUUAUUCUGUUCUUUCCACAGAAAGAGGAAUUGAUUUUGCAUGUAGGAACUAAAGAUAAAAUAUAAAAGGAGCCCUAUUCAUCUGUGAGGGGACUCUGUAAAUACUUCCCCGUUGUUUGAGAAUCCCUAAUCAGUAAGGCAUUGCAACUAAGUUCUAAAGUGUCUUUUUGUAAGUUCACAGAGGUGGCUAUUGUGCCACAUAUUAGAUUGCUUAUUUUUUUGACGAUGUUGUGCCUUAAUCAGUGUAUUUAUAGACUAUAUUUUGUAAUUGUCACCUUAUGAUUAAAAUAUAGCACUUAUGUUUGCUUUAAUAAAAAAAAAAGUGUUCCCUCUCCUGCAUGUGAUUAACAGGUCUCUGGAGGGGUGUAGUAUGUCUGACCGCUGGUCAGCUUACCGAUGCCGGGAUCCCGGCAGCAUACCGACGCCGGGAUUCCGGCGGGGAGGGGCAAGUGCAGCAAGCCCCUUGCGGGCUCGGUGGCGACGGGUUCUAUUCCCACUCUAUGGGUGUCGUGGACACCCACGAGUGGAAAUAGUCCCUGUUGGUCGGCAUGCCGACCAUCGGGAUAGUAACCCCGUCGGGCUGGUGGAGGAGGUCAUGUGACUGUCGGUCAGCUGACCGGCGGUCACAUGAAUACCACCCCUGUGGAGAGGGAUAAAGUACCAGCCAAUCAGCUCCUAACUGCCAUGUUACAGGCUGUUUUUGAACAAUGACAGGAGCUGAUUGGUACAUCAUUUCUGUCCACUUUAUCUCUCUCCAAGGCUUAGUACAUAGACUCCUAAACAAGUCAGUGAUAGCUAGUAAUUGGAGAGUUCUAGCAUUUUAGGAGGGUUACUUGUAUGGAAAAUGAAUGUGAUCAGGGCGGGUUGAACCAGUUAUCUAUUUGAUCCUGGUUUUCAGCGUGCACAAAUUAUGUAUUUCAGCCAAUAAUGCAUUAGAAAAUAAGUAACAAAAUAUGUUAAAUCUUAUCAACUGUGGGUUAUGAAUAAAAUGUGCACUUAUCACCACGUCUUGUGAGGGCAGCUUAACACAACGGCAGAAAAUAAGCAUAUCAAAUUUGUAUGUCAUUAUUCCAUAAAGCAGUGUUUCCCAAACUCUUUUCUCUAGGCACCCUAAGGGCUGUAACACACGCUCCGGUUCUCCCCGGAUGGAAAAAAGCUGGACAAACUUUGUCCGGCUCUUUGCAGCCGGGAGGGUCUUUCACACACAACGGCUUUGAGCCGUGUGUAAUGCUGUGUGCAUGUGCAGCAGCAGCGGUGGCGGCUAAAAAAACCAUUGUGUGUGUGAAAGCUCCCCUUCAAACACACAAACACACACACACACACACACACACACACACACACGAUUCACUGCCUACAAAGACGGUACGGCAGCCGGACCUUCCAGUGGAUAUUUCCGGCUGCAACCUGGCAGCCGUGCCGGGGCAGUGCCGUGUGAAAGGACACAUUGCUCUGAAUGUGUUUCAUCAGCAUGGCCACGUCAAAAAGCCGUCCGGGAUUUUGCCAGGCGGCGGGAGCCGGCGCGUGUGUUAAAGCCCUCACAGUCCAGGUUUUAGAGCUACCCAUGCUUCAGCACUCAUGAUUUAAGUAGUAUCUCAGUCAGUUUGAUUUAAUCAUCAAGCAUGGAUAUUCUUAAAACCCGGACUGUUACAGUGCUUUGAGAAUGAAGUUUGUGAAACCCUGACGUAAAGGACAGUCUUCACACAAGGACGGCUUUGUGAAAUCCGAAGGGCAAAGCAUUAGGCUUUUUCCUCAGUUUUAAACCCAGACCACCUAGUUGUAAUAGUGAUCGAUAAUCCCUGAAUUAUGUGCACUCCACCUUGCUUUCACUUCAGCUGGCCCCAGGGCACAUUAAAUUGCUGUUGCAGCGCACAUUGCUAGAAACACCUGUGCAUUCAUGCCCUGCAGGACUUUAGGCAUGGGCCUGUACUGUGGGUGCAUCAGGUAAAAGCUGUCCGCCUCCUCGGAUAUGGCCGUUUAUCAAGGUACAUAAAGAUUUAAAGCGGAGUAAACAUGUUAGUGUUCUGUACAAUGUCUCUGAACGCCAGGAGCUAAUGAGUUAAAUAGACCACAUAGUUACGUUUAUAGCGCAGCAGGCAGAAUAUUAAUUACAGGCCCAUGGCAAAGCAUCAGGUUACACCAGUGGAGUGCACUCCCAGGUAAUAAAUACACAGGACUCUUUGUGUGAAUGUUUCAUCAUGCGACAUCGCCACCUCCAGUUUGGACCCGUGGGGCAGAUCUAGGUGUGGUUCCAAGUGUGGAAGCUGUUGUCUUAGCUGCAGGAAGGUUUCCUUAGAGGGAGAGGAGUUAAAGUGCUGAUUCUUUUGAAACACAGAGGUGUCUGGGAAAAAAUAGCGAUUGUGUUUAUCUGCUGCUUACACACCGCUGCAAGCUGGGGCAAAGAGUGGAGGCUGAACGUGAGCCUAAAACAUCUGACCUAGUUACCGUCACGCUGCACUAUUAAAAUAUAUUGUGUAAUCCAA